CUGAUGCGAGUCAGUAUAGCGGCGUUUUUCAAACUAAACAGAUGAGCUUGGCCAAAAGUGAACAAAGUGUACGAGAGCAGAAAGCGAACGAGCGAAAGAAAAGUCAAAGUAAAAUUGUAUUGGAAAUGUGUAAAGCGAAAGUUGGAAGAAAGUAGAAGACGAAAGAAGAACCUUAAGACAAGAACAUUCCUUGUGUGGAAAGUGAAUUUGUUGCGUUCAAAUUAAAACAACAACAAAAAGUGAUAAUUGCACAUUUCCUCCAAAAAAAGCUGAAAGUGUUCAGAUACAAUUGAAAUUCUAAGAAAAUUUUUGAAUUCUUCUCUCCAAAGUUAGAACAAAAAUGUAGAUAAAUGCCUUAACGUUCUAACGGCUGCGUUGAAUAUCAACUUGUGCGCUAAUUUUGGCAAGUGAUCGUUGCGUGAUCGCACGUAAAACAAAAGUGAACAAAGAAGAACUGUGAAAAUUACAACAAUAAACAAUAAACAUAAUAAACUCGUAACAAUAAAAACCGUUAAGGUUGUGAGAGAACAUUAUAGUAAUCCAUAAGAAUUUUUAUUGCAAUUGCAAUAAUUUCUAAACAACAACAACAACAACAGCAAUAACAACAAAAUGUAUAUAUCAAAUUCCACCGGUGGCCUGAUGCUGCAGACGAUGCUCUAUUUGGCAAAUCAGACAAGUAGAGCAGCUGUGAACACAUUGGUCGAUCUGCCGCCAGCACAGAAGAGUGACAGCAAUGAGAUGAAAUGUUAUGGUGUUUACGGUUGCUUUCCCUUGAAUGGACCUUGGACAGCGGAGACGCGUCAAAUCAAUGUACAUCCGCAGAAACCCUCACAAAUUGAACCACAUUAUACGCUCUACACAAGACGUAACUUGGACAAACCGAAGUUCAUAGAUCUCAACGAUCCGGAAGCUGUGAGCCAUAUGGGCAUAAAUGCAGCCGGGAAAAUAUAUCUCGUCUCGCAUGGUUAUCUAGAAAAUGGCAAUAUUGAAUGGAUGAAAGAAAUGGCCAAGACAUUGCUUCAAAGCGAAGCAGAGGGUAAUGUGGCAGUGAUACUCAUCGAUUGGGGUGGCGGUUCGAAUCCACCAUACGUGCAGGCCGUUGCGAAUAUACGCUUGGUGGGCGCUAUCACUGCACAUGUCAUACACAUGCUCUACGAGGAACUACAACUGUCCGACCUCAGCAACGUGCACAUCAUCGGCCAUUCGCUGGGCUCACAUUUGGCUGGCUAUGCUGGCUAUCAUUUGCAGCAAGAUUUUGGCUUGAAGUUGGGACGCAUCACUGGGCUGGAUCCGGCGGCGCCACUUUUCUCCGAAACCGAUCCCAUAGUACGUUUGGAUCGCUCCGAUGCCGAAUUCGUUGAUGCCAUACACACCGACGCGAAUCCGUUCAUGAAAGGCGGUCUGGGCAUUUAUCAGCGUGUGGGUCAUGUGGAUUUCUAUCCUAAUGGCGGUUCCGAGAAUCCCGGCUGUGAUGUGCGUCUGCAGGAUUACAUGAAGAGUCGCAAGAGUUCCGUUUUCUUGAGCAUGCAAGAGUUUCUCAGCUGCAAUCACAUACGUAGUUAUCAGUACUUCACGGAGAGCGUGGAGAACAAGUGUCCGUUUAUGGGUAUCACCUGUGAAUCGUAUGAGGCCUUCAAGCAGGGGCUAUGCUCGCGUUGCGAUGAAAAUGGUCUACUGUGCAUGCGUAUGGGUCUAAACAGUUAUACGGACUAUAAAGAGCUGCAAGCGGUGGGCGAGUUGCGCAGCACUGACAAGCCGCCGAUCUUGUAUCUGACGACAGCCGAGAAGAAGCCCUUCUGUCGCAUUCACUACAAAAUCACAGUGCGUGUGUCGGGUCAUGACGAGAGCACAAUGCAUGGUGGAGAAAUCGGCACGAUUUCUGUGCGUCUGCAUUCACGUACGCGUGGCAAGAAGGUCGCAGAUCAUAUACGCUUCUCCGAGAAGCCCAUGUACUUCGAACCGGGUUUUGAGUAUAGUGCUUUGGUACCUGGCAAGGAUGUGCACGAUCCGGCGUCGUAUGCUUCGGUUUACUGGGAGUAUCAAACGAACUUCCUGAAUCCACUCACAUGGCGCAUACUCUCAGCGCCGCGCAUUUACCUGGAUUAUGUAAUAAUUGAGUCGCUGGAGCACCCCGAUAUGCAGCUGAAGCUGUGCCCGCUCAAUGAGAACGCUGUGAUAUCCGGCACGGAGAAUAUACUGCAGGAGAAGUAUUGCAAGUGAUGCAUUUCAUGGGCCGCACACUUCUUGUAAAUAUUCGCACGAGAUAAACCGAUUUUAGAACCCGUUAACUGCACUAUACACUGAAAAUCACGAAAUUUCAACAAAAUGAGACCGACGAGCUGAAGAAGACGCGCACAACUAAUGCCGUUUCCGCGGUUUAUGUCAAUUUGCAACGGAUGUGUCAAAAAGUACCGCUUCGUCUACAGUGUCUACAGCAAACUAAUACUUGUGUAUACUCACCGCAGAUGUCGCAAGCCCGAAGGUUUAUCCAAGAUGCAAACCAUAAGCGAAGUGAGAACAGUAUUGGGUCUAUUCUCAAGUGAGAAGAACACUUCAAUUAGCAGCUGCAAAAACCUUAUCCCAUUGUAGAGUUUUCAAAUUGCUCUCUUCUCAGCGUAGACUCACUACUGUAACUCUUCUCAUUCAUACAGGAAGAGUUGCUUCUGUUCAUAGUGCACAAUUUGGGUACGGUUUCAGCGUUCUCAGCUACAUUACCUGUAGGAAUAUCACAUCCACUCAUUUGUAUAUACAAACAUACAUUCAUCGAUAUAUAAUUAUAAUGAAAAUCCAUCUGUACAUACAUUACCUUAUAACAGUAUAACUGCUACCACUACUACAUAUAUACAUAUUUAUUGAAUAAUUUAUGUGAACUUAUUUUGUACCUAAUUUAUUUACAUAUUUAUGUAACGAUAAAUAAUAUAAUUUGCUAAUAAAAUAUUUAAGUUUAAAAGAAUUUAUGCUACUUAAAA
Zeugodacus cucurbitae (melon fly) is the source of this 2969-nucleotide messenger RNA. RefSeq names its product pancreatic triacylglycerol lipase. The coding region runs from base 610 to 2220 and encodes 536 amino acids. The record is from RefSeq and is a predicted model, not a curated record. Gene Ontology annotation, molecular function: lipase activity; carboxylic ester hydrolase activity. NCBI's taxonomy places the organism in Eukaryota, Metazoa, Arthropoda, Insecta, Diptera, Tephritidae. Gene Ontology annotation, biological process: lipid metabolic process. The transcript is spliced from 5 exons.